Molecule: messenger RNA, 1435 nt
Organism: Drosophila albomicans
Lineage: Eukaryota; Metazoa; Arthropoda; Insecta; Diptera; Drosophilidae
Product: ubiquitin-conjugating enzyme E2-22 kDa-like
Exons: 1
Coding region: 218-814 (198 amino acids)
Biological process (GO): proteasome-mediated ubiquitin-dependent protein catabolic process; protein polyubiquitination
Cellular component (GO): nucleus
Molecular function (GO): ubiquitin conjugating enzyme activity; protein binding
Source: RefSeq, a predicted model, not a curated record
CCCUAGUUUCAUUUUCAGACAUUUCAACAGUUCAAUGAAAAGAAGUAACAAAAAAACAAAAACAUAUAGAUACUGAAGCGUUCCCCUGUAUAUAUUUAAGUAGAUAAAAAGCUAUUCAAUCUUCAAACGUGAACUGGCGAAUUGGCAACUGUUAAAACUAGAAACUCAAAACUGGAAGGCCACAAAAAAACACGAGUUGAAAGCGCAAGGGUCAAACAUGGCAAACAUGUCUGAGGCUCGCAUCAAGCGUGAGUUUAAGGAAGGCUUAUUGAGCUUUAGCGGCGAAUGCCUGGUCAAGGUGGAGCUGGUGAAUGACAGCUGGACAGAGCUGCGAGGCGAGAUAACUGGACCUCGAGGCACGCCCUAUGAGGGCGGCAAGUUUGUGCUGGACAUCAAAGUGCCCGAUAGGUAUCCAUACACUCCGCCGGAGGUGCGAUUCGUGACACGCAUUUGGCAUCCAAACGUCUCGUCGGUGACCGGCGUUUUUCGCAUGGAUAUCCUCAAGGAUCAUUGGGCCGCAGCGAUGACGUUGCGCACUGUCUUAUUAUCGCUGCAGGGAUUGCUGACCGCCGCCGAGCCAGAUGAUUGGCAGGACUUUGUAGUUGCGUUUCAGUUCAAGAAGAGGCACGAUCUCUUUCUGCUGACGGCUAAGCAUUGGACCAGUGCGUAUGCUGGCGGACCACGCACGUUUCCCGAACUAGAUCUGAAAAUAGAACGCCUCAAGGACUUGGGCAUCGAUGAGCACGAGGCGCGCGUUGUGCUCUCUAAGGAAAAUUGGGAUCUGGAACGGGCAGCCGAGUGCCUAUUUAUAUAGAGAAGAGAGUCGCACAGCAAGUGGGGCAAUAGCAGAACCAACAAUAAUAACUUAACAACUGCCACAAACCGAAAAAACAAAAACAAAAAAAAACCAAAAAAAAAGUUCAAUCUAUUCACUAGUUAGAAAUAGCAGCACCAUCAUCAAAAUCAAUAGGCAAAUGAAUCAAUCACUCAACUAAUCAAUUAGCCCCAAAAUUCAAGUCAUGUUUCGAGAUACAACAGCAACAACAACAACAACAACAGCAACAUGCAAAGUGUAAACUACCACGAGAAUUUUCAUUGAUUUCCUUAGCAUUGCAUUCAAACCUGCAUCGGUUUUUCUUUAUCCCUCGAAUUCACAAGAUUUCCUUCUGCGUGCUGCAAAAUGCAAUCGAAAUAUUGCGAAUUCGAAUGGUAAAUGGACGCCGCAAUAUGUCGCGUAUACUGUGCCUUCUUACACCGAAGACAAUAACUAUGUCCAUAAUACUGCUUCCACAAGUUGUAAUACUAAUAGAUUCAGUUAUUUUCAUUGUGCAUCGCCUUGCUCAACAAACAAAACCAAAGAUAAAUACUUGUACUUUAAUAAUCACGAAACAAACAAAAAAAAAAAAAAAAACAAACAAACACCCCAAUUAACUAA